Molecule: messenger RNA, 1554 nt
Organism: Arachis ipaensis
Lineage: Eukaryota; Viridiplantae; Streptophyta; Magnoliopsida; Fabales; Fabaceae
Product: mediator of RNA polymerase II transcription subunit 20a
Biological process (GO): regulation of transcription by RNA polymerase II
Cellular component (GO): mediator complex
Molecular function (GO): transcription coactivator activity
Source: RefSeq, a predicted model, not a curated record
AAGAAAGGGCCAAAGGGGUACGAACCCUAGUCUCACCCACAGACCCACUCACCCCUCUCCUCUCGAGCCUCCACAGUCCACUCUCACCUCUCGCUCUCAGUUCUCACGUCUCCGGUCUCCACCUCGAGCUUCCGGCGCAACUUCCGUCCAGCCACCACCACUGUUCGCGCAGCCACGCUCCAUCGCCAUGUCAGCCCUCGAAAAUCGCAGCCACCGCCAGCGCCACUUUUCGUCGCGCAGUUAGGGACUGCCGGCGCCAGCUCUGUUCAACCCUGCCACCCCUUCAGCCACCUCUUGCCAGCCACUGUCCCUAUCCCCGCCAGCUCUGCAUUUUUCCAGACUUCCAGCUUCUAACCCUAGUUAAAUCGGUUGAACCAAUAAAUCAAUGAACCAAUAACUAGAGCGGUUUAAUGAUUGGUUCAGUUGUCAGAACCUUGGUAAAAACAAGCUACGAGCUUACUACCCUGAUACCCUGCUUCUGUGAGUUGAGUUUUGCUUUGAAUCUUUUGAAUUUGUUGCGAACGGAAUAGCAGAUAUAGCUUCGAAGUGACAACUGAAGAUGACAGUCAAAUGGAUUCUUCACUGGACUCCAACCCAAGGAUCCGUCGUCAAUAGCCAAAUCCUGAACGAGAUUUCGCAGUGCGUCGAGAGCUUCAAUGCCGUCAAAGACGGAAGGUGGAAGGCUACCCUCACUUUCUACAGACCCAAUUUGCGAGACCCAACGAUUCCCAGCGAAUUCCCGCGUGAUUUUCUGGGGAUUUCGCUUUUGGAGCAGCCCAACAAAUACUACUUCAUAAUUCGCGGUAACAAAAUAAUCCUCGAGGCUGAUUCUACUAUCUUGACUAUAAUGGAGAAAUUGCAGUCUUAUAAAUCCAAAGUUGCUCUUAAUUUCGAGGGAGUGCAGUAUAAAAUGGGUGACUUUCAGAUGAAGGUGGUCAAAGUUGUUCCCAAUCAAGGUGAAAGUCUCAGAGGAAUUUUGAUUGAGAUUGAGUAUCUCCCUAUCUCAUCAAUCGAAAAAGCCAAGCCAAUUAUGGAAGAAUUUCUUGAGCUGUGGCGAGAAGUCAUGUCUAAAAAAUCAUUACCAGGGCAUUUCUCGCAAGCAGAACCACAUUUUGCAGAGUAUAAGCUUCCCGACAAUUAUACCUCACAACAUACAGCUAUCCAGUAUGCUGCUGCGUUAGCCCAACUAAUUGCAUCAGCACAGUUAAGGGGCUAGGAGGAUUCCUAGGUAUCUGUCCUCAUAUGUUAGUUGAAAGUUGAAAGUCUUCAUCUUUCCCUUGAGGAACAGCAAAUUGUUCUAACCUUGAUUGUAUUUAGCUGGCUGAACUCCGACACCCAGUGGCGGCGUGAUUGGAUUCCACUCAACGAAGGAGACUGUGGUGAUGCUCAUAUUGCUUUGCACUCGUUAAAGGGAACACAUGUUCCACUUCUUUAGCGAACUCAAAACAAAAUGAAAAUAUUGUAACUGUACGAGUCAUUUUUGUUCUCACUUUUUGUCUGCCAAAGUAUUACAGCUAUUGAUCCUUAUCUUAAUAUCUUAUACCUAUUGUUCAC